AGACGAAAUUUAUACAAUUAGAUCUUGAGAAAACAGAAUGGAAGGCAUGAUAUCGACUUGCUCUAGAAUAUUCUCAAGUGGCCUUUUCACAGUCAACAAACCUACACAUACCACUAGAGCUCGAACACUCACCCAUCGUCUCUCCGGUUAUCGCUUUCAGCUUCGUGCCAUGGCUGACUCCGCUACUCCAUUCAAGAAAGUUCAGAUUCAAAGGGAUGAUACUACAUUUGAUGCCUAUGUAAUUGGAAAAGAUGAUGCCCCAGGAAUCGUUGUGCUUCAGGAGUGGUGGGGUGUUGAUUUUGAGAUAAAAAAUCAUGCGGAGAAAAUUUCUCAAUUUGAUUCUGGUUAUAAGGCACUUAUCCCCGAUUUGUAUCGUGGAAAAGUUGGCCUAGAUGUUGCAGAAGCACAACAUCUGAUGGAUGGUCUUGACUGGCAAGGGGCUGUCAAAGAUAUUCAGGCUUCAGUUAAUUGGCUAAAGGCAAAUGGAUCCAAAAAGGUUGGAGUUACUGGAUACUGCAUGGGUGGUGCUCUUGCCAUUGCAAGUUCUGUUUUGGUCCCAGAGGUUAAUGCAGUUGUAGCCUUUUAUGGGGUUCCUUCACCAGAGCUUGCUGAUCCUGUUAAUGCUAAGGCCCCUGUGCAAGCUCAUUUUGGUGAAGAUGAUGCUUUUGUUGGGUUUUCAGAAGUAAAGACUGGGAAAGCUCUAGAGGAAAAACUGAAAACAGCAGGAGUUCCACAUGAGGUUUACUUCUAUCCAAAGACUGGACAUGCAUUCAUGAACAAGUCACCGGAGGGUGUUGAAAGGAGGCAAAAGAUGGGGAUGCCUGAUGUAGAAGAUGCUGCUGUGGAGCAAGCUUGGUCCCGCUUCCGUUCAUGGAUGAGUCGUUUCUUAUCUGCCUAAGUUGUGUUGCUUGUUUUCUGUUCCUAUAAUAGGUUGUAGCAUGGUUACCAUAAUAAUUUGAUGUGUCUUGAUGCUUCGGGAUGUUCCCUUGAAGCUUGUGUUUGGCACUCAGUUCCUAUGGUUCACAUAUAAACUGAAUGUUCUGUAGAUUGGACAUAUAUGUGCUCGAUAGGGAUUUUAGAGUAUCCCAAAUUAGUGCACUUGGUUAAUGUCCAGAAGCUUGCAUUUGGCCGUUGGUCUGUCUUA
Solanum stenotomum is the source of this 1144-nucleotide messenger RNA. RefSeq lists its product as uncharacterized. Lineage: Eukaryota; Viridiplantae; Streptophyta; Magnoliopsida; Solanales; Solanaceae. The transcript has 5 exons. The record is from RefSeq and is a predicted model, not a curated record. Gene Ontology annotation, molecular function: hydrolase activity. Bases 38 to 898 code for a protein of 286 amino acids.